AAGUUGUAUUUGAGAGAAGGAAACUAGGAAAGAUGGCGCAGAAGCAGAACAAAGAACCAUGUAAGCAAGAGGCCUGCAACAUCCAAGCUUGCCUCUCCAAGAACAAUUUUCUACCCCAGAAGUGUGUCAGAGUCAUCGAGUUGCUACAAUCAUGCUGUGAACAAUGCAAAUACCAGUCGACCCACUGUGCCUCAGUAGCUGCUCUUCUAAAGCAACACAAAUAAGGGCAUAACUGCAUUUUAUUCGAAUGUGACACAUGUUGUACCAGAUUUUGCGUCUGCGCUCUCGGAAGCUAUGAUGUAUAAAAUUGUCUUUGAACACGUAUAUGACCUGAAACUUGUAUCAUUCAGUAUGGUUUAGCAAGUUCAUUCACAAGCUAAGAUGUAUCGAAGGCAUGUUAGAGAAAUAACCCAAGUGCUCGUGACUUGUAACUUGUGAGUAGAGAAUCCACAAAAUAAAAUCCGCAUGUACCAGUUUUACAAUACUGUACUCUUGUGUACAUAGCUCCUAACUGAAGCUUUACUGGACAACAAAAAUUUGUUAAUUACUCUGUUAUAUUAAAUAUUAAAGUAUUGAACUUGUAA
Daucus carota subsp. sativus is the source of this 584-nucleotide messenger RNA. RefSeq lists its product as uncharacterized. NCBI's taxonomy places the organism in Eukaryota, Viridiplantae, Streptophyta, Magnoliopsida, Apiales, Apiaceae. The transcript is spliced from 2 exons. Bases 33 to 224 code for a protein of 63 amino acids. The record is from RefSeq and is a predicted model, not a curated record.